UCCAACCAACCAUCCAUCCAUCCAGUAUUGUUUCUUUGAUACUCUCCACUGUGAUACAUUCGUUCUGCUAUACCUAGUGCUUGUCCCCACUCUCGUUACUCGACAUCCUCUCGCUUCUUUUGUUACGCUCAUCUUCAACCAAACUUUCUCGUCUCUCGCUUGCUCUCCAUAGUUUGACCUAUUCCUCCUCACUAUCUUACCCAGCCAUGGACGCCAGGCCAUCUAGAAGGGCCAUGGCUCAUGCUGCUGGCAUCUUCGCAGACAUGUCUGUCGACGGUCCUGCUAUUGGGACACUGGUGAUCAUUGUUGAUCGCGCCAAAAAUCUGCCUAAUCGAAAGACGAUGGGCAAGCAAAACCCCUAUUGUGCCGCUCGUUUGGGUAAAGAAGCCAAGAAGACAGAGACGGAUCUUCGCGGUGGUCAAACUCCUCGAUGGGAUCAGGAGCUUCGCUUCACCGUUCAUGAGUCUCCGGACUACUUCAAACUUAAGGUUUCCGUUUUCAACGACGACAAGAAGACCGAUCUGAUCGGCGAAACCUGGAUCGAUCUCAAAGAUUUGAUCAUCCCUGGUGGAAGUCAGAACGACCACUGGCACCCUCUGCAACAUCGUGGAAAGUACGCAGGGGAAGUGCGUCUUGAGAUGACUUAUUACGAUACACGGCCUGAGGAUGAGGCUGUCAUCGAACGCCGAACCAUGGGGACUGAAAAGGUUCACACUAGGAAGAGUGUGCCGUCAGCACCACAACUCAGUCUCACUGCGGCUUCGUCUUCUUCCUCCGCUCUUUCGGGGCCUAGACAGUUGAAGGAUGUCAAGAGACGUCCCCUGCCCAGCGAUCCAACUAGAGCACGCCCUUCUCAGCCUGAGAAGGUGCCAUCAGCUCCACUACCACAGGCCUCUGCUCGACCAGCAUACCACGAGCCCUCUCAGUCAGCUCCCGCCGUUGCAAGUCAUGCACGGCCAACUCACCUUCACGGGCAUCCUGACUGGACGUACGAGUAUCCUACUUACGUCCACAAGUGGACGGCACCACCAGAUAACUUCGAAAAUAGCCGGCAGGGGCAAAGUUUGACGGGCUCCAAAACCCCCCUUUCUCCACCAACUGUACACGAGAGUCCAGCCGCUAUCGGCAAUCCUCUAUAUUACCCUCCUCAAGCAAUCGAGGAGAACGCAUGUCCGCAGAGGGACAAAAAUAACUAUCCAUUCUCUUCUUGUGAACAAUAUGUGAGCACGACGAGCACCUCCGAUGGUGGAAGUACGGUCUAUCCCUGCUCUCACCACAGUCUUUUUUCGAGCGAGCCAAGCACGGUAUAUCCUUAUCCACACAACUACUCUGAUAGCGGGUCUUAUGUCAGUGGUAGCGGCAGCAGCCAACCCGCUGCUCAACAUCUAGAAUACACUUCGCAGGGCGGCUCUUCUGACCUCUAUUGCGAGUCUAUUGAUAGUACACCAAGUAUGGUGUACUAUGGAAAGUCAAUUAGUGAGGGGGGGCGUCCUAUCCCCGAUAUUGUGUGGGCAAGAUUGCAGCCUCGGGUCGAGGAUGAAAAUGACGAGAACAAUCUCCCACCGCCGCCACCGGCCCAUCGAGUUGCUUUGGUCCACGUCAGAAACAUAAGGCCUCCCUCACUUGUCUCCACCGAAUCUGCAUCAUCUGGACACUAUCCUGUGUCUGAUGGCCUUCCUUCUAAUUACACCUCGGUCACAACUGCGGUUGACAGCAGCAUGCCGAGUGUGCGUUCUUCCUUGAGUGGACCCUCAGUGCCACCCAGUCUUGUUGCUGGCCUCGACCCAGUCAUUGCCGACGCAGAGUCGGAUCGUGCCACUUAUGAAAGGGAAGCAAGACGAAGAAGUGGCAUCAUAGAAGAGAAUCCGUUGAGGAAGCCCCCACGUGAAUCUUCACCGAGCCCUCCUUACCCCAUGGAUUCGUCCUUGGAUAGUCACAGCUCUAUCGUGACUCGAUCGUCUGUCAGCUCCAACUCUGAUAGACAAUUGGUUCCCCGUCGCAAAUCUGUCAGCCCUCGACCUCCAAGUAUGAGGGAGCGCGGGGUGUCUCCCACUCCUUUCUCACCAGAUUCCUAUGAUGCUUUGAACCCUAACGCAUCUAUGGGUCCCAUAAUUGGAGACGAUGGUCGUGAGAUCGACCCGUCUGAUCACCUUCCUACGGACACCUGGGCACCUGAGCCCGAACGCAAGACGAAGAAGCCUGGCGUCGUUGUGCGUUUUCGCAACCCUGCUCAUCGGGCUAACCCUCUCGCACGACCAACCACCGAUGGCACAGUCGAACGUGCUGCUCAUCGGGCUAAUCCCCUCGCACGACCAACCACCGAUGGCACAGUCGAACGUGGCUUUGGCAUUCGACGUCCGCCGGCAUACACGGAUGGAGCCCCCAACAUGGGUCCACCUAUUCCUUCAAAGGUUCCUAUCGCACAGGCGAUGAAUCAGAGCUACCCUGUCCUUGGCGGCAGUAUGGGCAUGGACGCCCUUAGUCGAGAAUUGAACACUAUUGAUAUCGGAUCUGUGGGUUGCAGCGGCGGCGGCGGCCGCAGCUUGAAGAAAUACGCACCCAAGACCAUGGGAUAUGCAGUUUAGAUAGAUCUUCUCUUAUUACAACUUCUUGAUGUUAGUUAGUUGGGGAGUCAGUUUGUUACUUAGUUAGUCACUUAGUUAGCUACCUGCGGGAUACAUCAUUGGGGCAUGUGUUUUUUCGGGAUUCGGCUAGGGAACUGGGAACUGGGGACUCUGGAUUUUGGAGUUAGGAGUUGUUUAUUCUUCCUUUGUUUAGCAUAGAUU
Molecule: messenger RNA, 2786 nt
Organism: Aspergillus uvarum CBS 121591
Lineage: Eukaryota; Fungi; Ascomycota; Eurotiomycetes; Eurotiales; Aspergillaceae
Exons: 3
Coding region: 207-2585 (792 amino acids)
Source: RefSeq, a predicted model, not a curated record